Molecule: messenger RNA, 3957 nt
Organism: Anopheles stephensi (Asian malaria mosquito)
Lineage: Eukaryota; Metazoa; Arthropoda; Insecta; Diptera; Culicidae
Exons: 4
Coding region: 80-1612 (510 amino acids)
Source: RefSeq, a predicted model, not a curated record
CAGCACAGAGAGCACGGACGGUAGGUAGGUUCGUCGCGGAACACACGUCUGGACGAGGUUUUGUAGUUCGCUCUCCACAAUGGAGCAUACACGUCGGUGUCGGUUUUGCAUAGCGUUCUUCAUAACGUUCUUGAUCGUGCGUUUGCCAGGCGGCUUAGCCGAACAGGAACAGCUGGAAGAAAUCGUCCACCAGCCGUUGCAUUGUGAGCGUAUCGACAACUCACAGUCGACGCUAGUGAGUGGAAACGACUGGGGAUCGUUUCACGGCCGAAUCGGGGAACGGGUGCUGCGCUGUGACUGUCACGAAAGUGUCCGACAGCGACGUAGCAAUCUGGAGGAGUACGGUCAGCCAAAGCUACGCAGCUCUGCCUUUGUGCUGCCAGCAUUCCCAGCUACUACCGUGGCCACCGAUAUACUCGUAGUCAACUGUCAGCAGCUGCUCGUACCGGGCGGCACAUUCCGCUCCAUCCGACCCGGAUUUCUCCCACGAACGAUACGCUUUGUCAACGUUGAACAGUUGACGCUGGAAUCGUUCGCUUUCGAAAGCGGUGGUAGUCAAACUGUUGGGCAGCAGGUGAACCCACAUGAUCCUCACCCGAUGCUGGGACCCAUAACGCUCAGCAUUGAACGCUGCCAGCUCGACGAGCUUCCGGCCAAUGUGUUCCACGGUGCGGCAUUACGUUCGGUGCUGUUCAGUGCAUCCACCAUCGGAGUGAUCCGGCCGCUUGCGAUCAGCACACGCUUUCAGCAGGUUAUUUUCUCCGAUAGCGUAAUUGGCCACUUUGCAAGACACUCCUUCAAGCGCGCGCAGAUAGAACAGCUGCAUCUGCGCAAUGUGACGAUGACCGGGGCUUGGACAUCUCAAGCCUGGCAGGGACUCAUCGUAAGCAGCUCGAUACAGAUAAUGGACUCUGGAUUUCUGCAAACCAUCCAUCCGGCGGCUAUUACCGAGAGCAGUACUGAAGAACUCCUUCUCCAACGAAAUACCUUCAACGACUCGAUUGCUGACGAAGCCUUCCAGCUGGAAGUUAAGAGCCGAAUACGUUUGACCGACAAUACGUUUGGCGCUUUAUCGUCCAACCUUUUGAGAGGUAUUAGAAUAUCCAACGAUUCGGCGUGGAAUGCUCAGCCAGCCAUCUUCCUAGAGCGCAACCUCAUCGACACAUUCACAGCUUCAUCCGAGGCACACACCUUCCUAGUGUUUCCACGCAACUUCACCGUAAGUCUGGAAAGCGUUCGCAUUGCUCAGCUUGCGACAUGCGACAGUACCAACGUGUCAUACCCGGCAUGGGCAGAAAUCUACUUUCUGCAACCAUUUGCCACCACGGGACGCAACGAUCCAGAAUCGUACAUAUCGGUGGAACAGUUUCGCUCCCAGGAGGGCUGUGAUGCGGAACCCGAUAUGGUGCUAGUUAUCGUAUUAGCCACACUGCUAGGAGUUACCAUAGUUACGGCAGUGGUUGUGGGUCUACUAUGCUGGCGGCAUCAACGUAAACGAAGGCGCAUGUUACUACUGGAGCAAAAUCUGGUGCACCCUACCCCGAGAACCUAUCGUGAAACACAGAUACUACUAAAGCUCGAGACGGUCGGCCAGCUGAAGACGGAUUUUUAGCGGCAGCUGAGUGCGGAACAAAGUAAGUGAGGCAUGCCCUACUGUCCGACUUCAUCGAAUAUUCAGUUACAAUGUACUAGGGGGGGAAAAAAGCCCAAAUGAGGCCGGCCUCGAACGACCAAGGUUCUAAAGCCACUAGGCAAGAUAUAAAUCAUAAGUUACGCUUAUUCAAAAAGUAUACUCACAGCACGGGCAGAUGACAGUCGAGAGCAUUGCGUAUAGUCAGCAUGGCAUCCGGUACCAUCAAGCCCUUCGCAAGCAGCGUAUUGCCAUAGCGCUCCAGUGUGGCCGCCUCCGGUUCCGUCAAUCGAUCGUCUGGAUCGUCAUCGAAGCGUAACUCCUUGCGCAAAAGAUUACGAGCACAACGUCCACCGAGGUGUGCCAGCUCAUGCUCCAGAGCGAUCAGAGUUCCUCCAGCAGUUCCACCGCCACCAUCCACCAUGGCUUGGUGCGCAUCCACGUGCUCGCCUGCAGGUACUUGAUCUGCAUUCUCAUAUCCAAUCACUAAACACUUGAACCCGUACGACUGCUGUUUCGGUUCGUUGACGUACGUCGAGCAGGAUUCGAGCGAUAGUUCAACCUCCCGGCCUGGCAGAACCAUCGCCCGGCCCGGACCACCGUAAGCCCAACGCGAAGGAGUGUUAUACAUUCGUACCGUGCACCAAUCAUCCAAAGAGUCCUUCUCGUUGCCCGUGCUACCGGCACGUUCUCCACCGCGCCGGUUCGGAAUCUUAACCUUCACCCGAUCUUCUUCCUGCACCGUACCACUCUGAGCAUCGAAGGUGAGACACAUCCAACGCACCGUUGCCGGAAACCGUACGCGGUACGCGGUAAGACCUGCCGUUUUGUACGGAUGAUCACUCUCCAAGAUGCAGUAGUGUGGACUGGUCGUGUUCAUACUGGUUGCGGAGGAGGUGAUCGUCGUUCCACCAUGCGCACCACUGUUGGACAUAUGCGUGAAGCACUUCCCGACGUGUCGUUGACGUCGCAAUUCGUUCAGCGCUGUGAUUGGUGGAAGAAUCUCCUGCACCAUCGACAGUACCUCGACCGAAACCUUCAAAUCCAUUCGAAUGCAGCGUUCGAGCUGGGCGAGCGUUAGUGGUAGCAGAUAGCGGAACAGACAGUUCACGACCGACGGGGAUCGAGUUGCACGCGAUCGGAACAGAUCCCAAACGGUUCGCUUGCGAAUCGGGACCGCUAGCACCAUUGCAGCACCACCACCACCACCAGCCGGCAACUCCAUUUCAUUACCGUUGGCUGCCGACAUUCCACCGCCACUUCCACUUUCGGCGCCACCGCUUCCCGCACUUCCGAUACCGGCACCACCACUAACAACUCCACCCACCGUCGCCUCUGACGCGGAAUCGAUUUCGUAAGGAUCGUAAGGAGUUCCGGCCGAAAUGCCUGCUCCGGCGCUACCACUGUUUCCACGCAGCGUUUCCAGCAGUCCUUUCGGGAGCACCUUGCCGAUCGUUCGACGCGUACGCUCAAUCGUGGUAGCAGCUGCAUUUGAGGAGAUCACACCGACCAAACCUGUCGAGCCCACGUCUAGGUGUUCCUCGAUCGGUGUUAUGUUGUGUUCCGAGUCGAUGGCAACACCUCCACCAACCACGCCACCGGCAGCACCACCUCCAAUCACACCACUAGCGCCCCCGAUACCAACCACCCCGGACGAGGCAGAUGACGAAGGCGUUGAGGACGUUUCCGACGAAGAUGGUGCACGCAUUCCCGGCGAAGCGGAUGUCCACAGUGCUAGCUCGUGAGCGACGGUUAGCAGCUCCCUACAGCGACCAACGAUUGCGCGGGCUACUUCCAGCGCAAGAUCACGUGCCUGCGUUCGACAGUUGCCCAACUCUCGGCCACUGCCAACGUUCAUCCCACCAUGCGGAAAUCCUGAGGUGCCUCCUGCCGGUGUGCAGUAGUACAGGAUGGCCGGUAUCUGCCCGCGAGCGGGUGUUGUACCGUUGAAGCUUAAAUCGCACGGAUAGAAACGGAACGUUACCGUACCGCACGGUCCACGAAGCGACGAUUGUCCGCAAUCGCCGGAAAGAGUUCGCGCACCCUGGCUGCACAGCCGUAAAGCGUAACGAUGGUUCUCCUUCAGCUGCACGGCGCGAUUAAAGCGAAGCUCGGCCAUAUGCUGCCGUACGGCGGUUUGAUCGUAGGAUCCAACGAUCGAUUCCAGCACUUCCCAACGGUGCGAAUGGGAGUAGGUAUGGGAAUGGGUAGAGUGAUGACUGUCGUACAGCAGUUCCAGCUGAUACUCGUAACUUCCCGAACCGGAAUAAACCUGGAGAGGGAAGCAACAAAAAAAGCCUGCGGCGUUAAAACAAUGUUCGAUAAAG